This is a messenger RNA of Osmerus eperlanus (European smelt), 2829 nucleotides long. RefSeq names its product info leucine-rich repeat, immunoglobulin-like and transmembrane domains 3a (gene lrit3a). Gene Ontology annotation, molecular function: protein binding. The transcript has 4 exons. Lineage: Eukaryota; Metazoa; Chordata; Actinopteri; Osmeriformes; Osmeridae. The coding region runs from base 386 to 2278 and encodes 630 amino acids. The record is from RefSeq and is a predicted model, not a curated record.
AUCAUGGGAAGGGAAACCUUCCUGUGCUAUAGCGAUUAACGCAUGUCCCCAUUGCUGAUUCCCCCGCCUUGUGUGACCUAGUCAACCCCAUGAAAUCCUCUGCUAAUCUUGCCCCCUAGUGCGCCCGCCCGCCCGCCCUCCCCUCCUCCCUCCCUCCCUCUGCUCACCUCCUCUCGAAUCACCUGUACGAUGUGUCUCCUGCAUGUGUGCGCGCUCGCGGACGGUCUCUCUUUCCCUCUGCUCAGACGUUUGUGUUUUGGUGCUUGUUUUUGUUGUUUUUUUUUUGGGGGGGGGGGGUUCUCCUUUCUGAAUGAGUUCAGAUGUAUGUUCUCCCGAUCUCUCGCCUCCCUGAGCCGUGAACAGUUGGGGCUGAUCUGGUGAAACCAUGCAUCGUCUGCUCUGCGCUCAUGUGUUGCUCUGCUGCGUCAGUGUGGCCCGCUCCUUCUGUCCUUCCCAGUGCACCUGCGUGUAUCACGGACGGAGCGACGGAACAGGCACCAGGUCCGUGCUGUGCAACGACCCGGACAUGUCUGACAUCCCCGUGAACGUUCCGGUGGACACGGUCAAGCUGCGCGUGGAGAAAACGGGCAUCCGGCGAAUCCCUAAAGAGGCCUUUUACUACCUGACUGACCUCCGGUAUCUCUGGAUCACCUACAACUCAGUUUCCGCCGUGGAUUCUGGGAGUUUCUACAACCUGAAGUUUCUCCACGAGCUCAGGCUGGACGGUAAUGUCAUCUCCACCUUCCCCUGGGAGUCCCUCAAGGAGAUGCCCAUUUUGAGGACGCUGGAUUUGCACAACAACAGGCUGACGAACGUGCCGGUCGAAGCAGCCCACUACCUGUUGAACAUAACUUACCUGGACCUGUCCAGCAACAAGCUGACGACGCUCCCUUCAGACCUCGUGGAUAUCUGGCCUCCGUUUAACGGAGCGACGGUCACCUCCGCCGUGUCCCAGAAGGUGGUGCUUGGGCUCCAGGACAACCCGUGGUUUUGCGACUGCAGGAUCUCUAAGCUGAUCGAGCUCUCGAAAAUGUCAAACACGCCGGUGGUUCUUAUGGACCUCUUCCUUUCCUGCAGUGGACCUGAAGGCCUCGCUGGAGUCCUGUUUCAACGGGCUGAACUGGACCAGUGCCUGAAGCCGUCAGUCAUGAUCUCAGCCAACAAGAUCACAUCUUCCCUGGGAAGCAACGUGUUGCUGCGUUGUGACGCGACGGGCUACCCCACUCCCAACCUCUUCUGGACCAAGUCAGACGGCUCAUUUGUCGCCAACUCAGUUGUACAAGAGUCACCCGGUGAGGGAGUGCGAUGGUCCAUCAUCAGCCUGCAUGGGAUCUCGUACAAAGAUGCCGGGGACUACAUCUGCAAAGCCAAGAACGUUGCUGGAAACGCUGAUGCCACAAUAACAGUAUCUGUGGUUGGAUUAGUGACCACCACCAGUACACCACUGAAGACGGUCCCGGUCAACCACACCAGUCCACUCAUCGCCCUCACCAGCCUCCCCAGCUCCACGACAACCCCAUCCACCACCAUUCGAGCACUGACCACACCUCCACCCACCCUGUUGAAGAAGACUGCCAACCAGCAGGUGGGAUCAGCCAAACCUGCCAGGAUCCUGCAGGGAGGUGGCGGUAAGAAGCUGGCCGCAGACGAGAAGAGCACCAAGAAGGAACCUUGGAAGUCCGUCAAGGACCUCAAGGUGGUCGAGGAGACGACAGACAGCGCCGUGCUGCUCUGGGCGGCCGACGGCUUGCCCAGCGACACCCUGCUCACGGUGGUUUACUCUGCUGACGAAGAGGAAGACACCAAAAGAACCAUGGACACGGUGGCCAGAAGCGGGAAGGUCCUGCUGGAGGGCCUCACGCCUGGACUGAGAUACUCCGUUUGCCUGGUGGCCAAGGGGAGCUCCGCGGGGAAAGACCCCUGCACAGAGUUCUACACCCUGGAAGUCCUCGAUGACGAGGGCCAAAACAAGUUGUUGAUGAUCGUGAGCGGCAUGGCCUGCGCUGUGGCCUUGCCUCUCAUCAUCCUGCUGGUGUACAAGAUCCUGGCACUCUACUGCAACAGGAACAACACGACCCUGGAGGACGACGAGCUGGAGAAAGAGAGCUACGUGAAGUUUGAGACACUCACGCUGAAACAGAGGACCGCGCUUCCCAACGAACACUGGGCGAGGAGACAGACUCACGAGUCAGAGAGGAUGCUGCUCUGCUCCAGGUCCAGCAUCGACUCUCAAAUGACCUACAAGAGCGACAGCUCCCGAUCGGAGUUUCUAUGCUGACGGACGUCAGGAUUAACAGCUGACAGCUGUGAGCAAGCAUCAACAGCUAUGCUAAGAGUUAAGAUACUCUGGAGAUCUUUCAAUAUACUCUUUUUAUUCUUAUUUUUUUAUAUGAAUGGCUGGAUACAUAACUACUGAUUGUCGGAGCCUUGUUUAUAUGAGAACUUUGACAACAUUGUUGUUGUGCCACACCUACAUACGUCUAUAAAAUCUGUUGUUUUGUUUACUGUAAUCUAUAUUACAUUACAUUUUGUUUACUGUAAUCUAUAUUACAUUACAUGCCAAAUGUCUUGUGAAACAGCAUAUCUGGUUUAGGUCUGUUUUAGGUGUACACAUUUUACUCACAGUCCAUAAAUCUGUUUGUGACAGGUACCACUUGCUCAAGGUUUAAGCUGUAAGCUCAUUGUUGCCUUACUCUACAAAAAUGCAAUUCUAUUUUGACAUUAUAUUUGACCAUCUGAGUAAAGUUUGUGUACAUUUUGUUUAUAUUUAUAUACAGAAAUUAUAUUGUACACUUAUUUUUAAUUAAAGCAAACUGUAUUUGGAGGUAA